AUGCAGAAACCAGUUUAAACUCACAUUCUUAAACAAAAAAGUACCACAUUCCCAUUUAUUAACCUCCCUUUAGCAACUGUCGACGGCUCACCAGACGGGAAAAAUAAAGUAAAGGGCAUGCAAUCUCCAACAAAUCAAGCUCAAGGAAAUGGAAUCAGACAAAAUUACCAAAUGGACAGUGAUAAAAAUAAUAAAGAUUAUCAAUAGUCAAGAAGAUAAAAGUCAUAAAGCGAGAGAGAAAAGUAGGAUGAAAUGAAUAGAAGCAGAAGAAGUUCAAAAUCGCGCCCUAAUGAGGAAGAAUUGCCAGAAAGUUAUGCAGAUCUAGCCAAAAGAGUUUAUAAAAUGGCUGAACUUGAAGGCUGGCCACAGUCUAAAGUGUUCGAACUUCUCAAGGAUCCAAUGAAGCUAGUCAAAACAAUGGAGCAUCGUUAAGUCAGAGGGUUCGAAAAGCCACUUGAACCAGUAGUCUAGAGACUCGUUGAAGACUAGAAAUAAAGAGAAGAUAAGAGAAGAUAGCUCCUUGACCAGUAGAAAAAGACCGAAGAGGAGAAUGUUUAAAAAUCUAUGAUGUCUUCCAAAAUGGUAGUAAAAAGUAGGACCCAUGAGGAAUUUAUGGCAGAUUAGAUUAAAUUUGAAUAACAAAGAUUUGAAAAGCUGAAAUAAGUAAUAGAAAAGGAAGAAGAAGAGAGCUCAGUUAUGUACAAGCCUUAAUUAUCAAAGAAAUCACAAGAGCUGGCUCACAAAAAAUUAGGUGCUGCUCCAGUGAUUCAUGAAAGAUUAUACUAAUCUAUUAAAGAAUCAACCAUCAGGCCAUCAGACGAUUAAUCCUUCGUACCUCAAAUCAAUGCAAAGUCCAAGAAAAUACACAGAGACUAAAAAAUUGAAGAAGUGUUGUUAGAUGAUGCACUGAGAAGAACUUAAAAGAAAAUUUAAAAUGAAAAAUAAAGAAAUGAUUUACAAACUGAAGAAAAUAAGAAAUAGACUAUCUAAUCUAAGAAGUCCCAGCAAAUGGUGUUAAACAGGUUUCUAUAAGAUUUUACUGCUUGCGCCUAACAUCAUGAAUUCUAGGAGGGCUAAUAAUUCAUGAUAGACUAUUUGCAAUUUGAGAAUUUCGCAAGGGAUCUUGGGUUUUGUAAUGAUAAAAGUGCAUCUAAGUAAUUACUAAGUGAGAUGUGGAUAGCCUUGAGAGAGAUCCUUGAUGGCGAUAAUGAGGAUGAUCUAUAAAGUGGCCAUAUCAAUAUUGAUGAUAUGAAAGUAUUCCUUUGUGCAGUGUUAAACUUCAAUCUUCCAUUCAUGAAAAAUCAGCAGUUAGAUGAAUUAGAAGAUAGACCUAAAGUUAAUCCAAAAAGACUAGGACAAAGAAUUGAGGGGAAAUUUGUAGUGACUGAUGAGGAGAUACUAUACAUGACAAAAUACUAUGUGCUUUUACAUGCAAGUCGCUAAGACUAUUUGAUGAACAAUAAGAAAUAAUCUCAUCUAUCUAGAAUAGUCGAAUCACAGCUUUAAUCUGAUUUUAAACCAGCAACUAAUGCAAAAUCAAGGAAAUUUAUUGAAAAGAAAAACCCUAAAGAUGAGAUGGGAGAUCUAUCAUAUCAUGAUUAUCUUAUCUAGAGAGGAAGGCAAUACAAGGAAAAGCAUUCUUAGUUAGCCUCUGUUAAGGAUGGCCAAGCUACAGACGGAUGUACCUUCAAGCCAAGUAUUUUGAAGAAAAAAUUAGGAAGUACUCAAAAACCAUCUGAAAUUGAAAGACUAAACGAUGCUACUAAUAAAUGGUAAGAGCUAUAUCUGCAAGCUGACAAGAAAAAAACAAAGGAUAAAUAAGAUAAAGCAUUUGAUGAGAUACUUAUAGACAAGAAUCCUGAGGAAUAUACUUUCCAGCCAAAUGCUGGAAAAAAGAAAAAGGCUCUUGCUGAAAGAAGAAAUUUAUCUCCAAGUAAUUCAAACUAAGGGCGACAAUAAGAAAAUCUCUCAAAGAUUCAGUAAACCACUUAGAGAAAUUAAUCUCAGCCUCCUGCUCAAAUUAGAGGCUUAUAAUAGCAAACUAUCAAGACUCAGUAAUAUAGUUCUUCCACUACCACAACAACAACAAUAAGCUAGACUGUAGCAGUAAAGUAAACUAUCAGUUCAAAGAAAAAUCAAUAUUUUGAGGAUCAAGAUCAUGAACAUGGUGAAGAGCCACUUUUAUAUGUUGAUGUCAACCUUGGGAAAGAAAAAACUAGAAUAGCCUUGUACCAGAGAUCUAACCCAGAGUUGGUAGCUCAGAGAUUCUUAGUUGAGCACGGAUUGGACAGCAAUAUAUUGGACAACUUGACAAAUCUACUCAGAGAACAAUUAUAAAAUGCACUAACUAACAUUGAUGAGGAAGAUGCAAGUGAUGAUGCUAACAACUGA
This is a messenger RNA of Stylonychia lemnae, 2391 nucleotides long. NCBI's taxonomy places the organism in Eukaryota, Ciliophora, Spirotrichea, Sporadotrichida, Oxytrichidae. The record is from the annotation of a GenBank genome assembly.